CUCAUUUAUUUGCUCUUUUUGUUUCUCAGACAAAUGACGAACUCCAGUUAUAUUGUUUUUCUCUUGUCCUGAGGUUGGGGUUUGGGGUUUUUUUGUUGUUCUUUUGUUUUCCUGCAUUUUCUCGCCAACCUAGGGGGAAAUUAGAGGUUUGCGUCGCUGGUUCUGGUUGGUUUUCUAGAGAUCUAGCUGGAUGUGUUCCUUUUGGCUCUUGUUCUUCCUGAUUUGAAGCUUUUAUGGAAAUCUCUGCCCCUGUUGUUGAUGGGAAUGAUCCUGUCACAGGUCACAUCAUUUCCACCACAAUUGGAGGGAAAAAUGGGGAGCCCAAACAGACCAUCAGUUACAUGGCAGAGCGUGUUGUGGGUACCGGGUCAUUUGGAAUUGUUUUUCAGGCAAAAUGCUUGGAAACUGGAGAGACUGUGGCCAUAAAGAAGGUUUUGCAGGACAGAAGAUAUAAGAAUCGUGAGCUGCAGUUAAUGCGCACGAUGGAUCAUCCAAAUGUCAUUUCCCUAAAACAUUGUUUCUUUUCUACUACAAGUAGAGAUGAACUUUUCCUCAACUUGGUAAUGGAAUAUGUCCCUGAGACUAUGUAUCGGGUCUUGAAGCACUACAGCAAUGCAAAACAGCGAAUGCCUCUUAUAUAUGUGAAACUUUACACUUACCAAAUUUUCAGGGGCCUGGCAUAUAUCCACAGUGUUCCUGGAGUUUGCCAUAGGGAUUUGAAGCCUCAAAAUCUUCUAGUUGAUCCACUUACUCACCAAGUUAAGCUUUGUGACUUUGGAAGUGCAAAAGUGCUAGUUAAAGGUGAAGCGAACAUAUCAUACAUAUGUUCUCGUUUCUACCGAGCACCUGAACUCAUAUUUGGGGCCACAGAGUAUACAACCUCAAUUGAUAUAUGGUCAGCUGGUUGUGUCCUAGCUGAGCUUCUUCUAGGCCAGCCAUUGUUUCCUGGAGAGAAUGCAGUGGACCAGCUAGUUGAGAUUAUCAAGGUUCUUGGUACACCAACGCGGGAAGAAAUUCGCUGUAUGAAUCCGAGUUAUACUGAUUUUAGGUUUCCACAGAUAAAAGCACACCCUUGGCACAAGGUCUUUCACAAACGAAUGCCUCCUGAAGCAAUCGAUCUUGCUUCUCGACUUCUGCAAUACUCACCAAGUCUUCGCUGCACAGCUCUAGAAGCAUGUGCACAUCCUUUCUUUGAUGAGCUCCGAGAACCCAAUGCCCGCCUGCCAAAUGGUCGUCCAUUACCACCUCUCUUCAAUUUUAAGCAGGAAUUAUCUGGGGCUUCUCCUGAGCUUGUUAAUAAGUUGAUACCGGAGCAUGUGAGGAGGCAAAUAGGCCUAAGUUUUUUCCACCCAGCAGGCACAUAAAUUUAUUUGUGAUGUUGAAUUGAUUUCUGCUAAUUGAUGAAUGAGCCACCAAGGGAUGUGCCAUCUGUGUUCUAAAUCCCCCAUGCAGUGAGGCCUGACCAGCAGCAUUUCUUGCUCUACAAGAAUUACGUAAAGACUCCAGUGGGUGGAUGGCUGCAACUUAUUGACUUGGAUGCUUCUCUUUUAUGAUGUCUUUCCUCCCUUAUCCCCCAAAUGCUUUUUCUUACCUGUAUAUGUUUGAUAGUAUAUAUAGUUUGAGUUUGAACUGAUCAAAAGCUGUUAGCAGAAUGAAAAGAUGAGGUGAAUUGUAUAAUGCCUACGAGAGGAGGGCUCUGAAAGGAAAUGGCCGUUGCAAAGGGGUAGUGAGUUUCUUGUUGGGUUUGUUUACUUCCUUGUUUCUACUUUUAUCUUCAUGGUUGUUUUGGUACAAACCGAAUUGUAUUAAAGAUAAGUGGUUUCAAUUUGUGGAGAGACCAGCCUCCUAGCUUAAUUUUAAAGAAUUGAUGAUUGUGUUCC
Vitis riparia (riverbank grape) is the source of this 1880-nucleotide messenger RNA. Its product is annotated as shaggy-related protein kinase eta. Gene Ontology annotation, biological process: signal transduction; protein phosphorylation. Lineage: Eukaryota; Viridiplantae; Streptophyta; Magnoliopsida; Vitales; Vitaceae. The record is from RefSeq and is a predicted model, not a curated record. Gene Ontology annotation, cellular component: cytoplasm. Bases 234 to 1364 code for a protein of 376 amino acids. The transcript is spliced from 12 exons. Gene Ontology annotation, molecular function: protein serine/threonine kinase activity; ATP binding.